AAUACAGAAAUCAUCUGGAUUAGAGAAAAUAAGCUCUUUAUUACAGGCAGAUGGUUGUAGAGACAGAGUAGAGUAAUUUAGUUUGUUAAAAGAGUGAGAACCUAUUUAGCGCUUUUCUGUUGCAACUUGCAAACACAACACAACGCAAAUCAAGAGGAUGAAUAUCAUUAUGAUGAAAACAGGUUUCGCUAGAAGCUUGUCCGACACGGCAACAAUCAGAUCCUCGUCUCUUUCAUUACUUCGUUUGUUGUCUUCCACUUCCACUACCGUCGCUGACGUGGACGGUUCUGCUUCUUCCGUUGUUAAGGUUGUCAUUCCCAAAUUGCUUCAACCUAGAGUUGUCCUUUACGACGGCGUUUGUCAUCUCUGCCACCGAGGAGUGAAAUUGGUAAUAAAAGCUGACAAGGACAGAAAGAUCAAAUUCUGUUGCGUUCAGUCUAACGCUGCUGAGCCCUAUUUGAGAGCAACCGGUCUUGAGCGAGAGGAUGUCCUACGUCGCUUUUUAUUUAUUGAAGGCCUGAAUGUAUUCUCUCAGGGAUCUACUGCUGCAUUGCGCGUACUGUCAUACUUGCCAUUCCCUUACUCUGCUUUAAGCUCGCUGUGGGUGAUUCCAACUCCAAUAAGGGAUGCUGUCUAUGAUUAUAUAGCAAAAAACCGGUAUGAAUGGUUUGGCAAGGCAAAUGACUGUUUGGUUUUGCAAGAGAAGGAGCUGCUUGAGCGUUUCAUAGAUAGAGAUGAAAUGAUGAAUCGAGAUCCGUAGUCUUAGUUUCUGCGUCAUGAUAUCAACCACAAUUUACACUAACAUUACAGCUUCUUUUCUGUUAUCUUACAAUAUCUUUAUUUUCUCUAAAGAAAGGGCCUCCAUAAGUAGUAUCCUUCACCUAACAUUGCUGACAAUUUCUUAGUAUAAUUUUUUAAUACCAUUCUUGAGAAUUAUAUGAAUA
Cicer arietinum (chickpea) is the source of this 944-nucleotide messenger RNA. RefSeq lists its product as uncharacterized. Gene Ontology annotation, molecular function: protein-disulfide reductase activity. NCBI's taxonomy places the organism in Eukaryota, Viridiplantae, Streptophyta, Magnoliopsida, Fabales, Fabaceae. The record is from RefSeq and is a predicted model, not a curated record.